Malurus melanocephalus (red-backed fairy wren) is the source of this 3019-nucleotide messenger RNA. Its product is annotated as E3 ubiquitin/ISG15 ligase TRIM25-like. Bases 68 to 1231 code for a protein of 387 amino acids. Gene Ontology annotation, molecular function: zinc ion binding. Lineage: Eukaryota; Metazoa; Chordata; Aves; Passeriformes; Maluridae. The record is from RefSeq and is a predicted model, not a curated record. The transcript is spliced from 8 exons.
GCUGGGUUUCCUGCCGCUCGUUUUAGUUUCGUUUCUCUGUGCUCGCUGAGGCGCCGUGACUGCAGCCAUGGCGGAAGCUCGGGAGGGACGUGAAAGUCCUGGCAGCCUGGAAGCCGAGCUCACCUGCCCCAUCUGCCUGUCCCUGUACCAGGACCCGGUGUCCCUGAGGUGCGGUCACAACUUCUGCCGGCGGUGCAUCGAGGACKUGCAGGGCCCCUACACCUGCCCCGUGUGCAGGGUCCGCCUGGGGUCCACCCUGAAGCUGCAGAAGAAUUUCCAGCUGGCCAGCAUCGUGAAGGCAUUUCAGACCACCGCUUCCAAAAGCCRACAGGACGAGGGCUCCGAGGAGUGGAAUGUGGAUGCGGUUCUGUGUGAGUACUGCCUGGAUCGACCCCAGCCGGCCGUGGUMACCUGUCUGGUGUGCGAGGUGUCCYUGUGCCAGGCCCACCUCAGCAAACACAACUCMAAGGGUUUCCAGCAAGAUCACAUACUGGUGGAUGUGGGAGCCGGCGGAGAGGCGGAGAGGAGGUGUCCGGAGCACGGCAAGCUGCUGGAAUGCUACUGCCGGCWAGAGGAGCAGUGCAUCUGCGUGCUCUGCUCCAUCGCCGGGGCCCACAAGCACCACGAGGUGAUCACCAUGAAGGAAGAACGGGASCAGCAGCUGGAAAAACUCUCCAACAUCACAACAGAGCUGCAGAAUUAUAAAAGUGAUGUACUUACCGUCCUAAAACAGCUUCAGAAGAAUGAGUGKCAGGUCAAGACCACAAACAAAACACUGACUUCUCAGCUACAAGAAGUGUUUAAAAAUAUGAAGACAAAGAUCAUUGAGUCUUUAAAUCAUGAAGAGAAGAAGAUGCUGCGUGUCUUGCAGUGUAAUAAGGCAAGGGACCUGGCAAGCAUUGCUGAAGCAAGGAAGGAAAUGGAACAGAAGAGGGACCAGGCUGAGCAGGAUCUUCAAGCUUUGCAGAAGAUAAAAGAGCAACCAGAUAUUUUCCUCUUCUUCAAAGAAUUGAAACUGGUCUCAGACAGAAUUGCAAGUCUGGAUCUGAGCACUGAGAGUGUGGACAUGGAGAAAGGGCAGCUGGAUCCGAGCAGGGCUAUCACCAUCGAUUACCUGGGAGAGGACUUAAUGUGGGUGCUGAAAUCUGUGCUGGACGAUGCGGAAGAUCGACUCUCUGACCAACUGGAGCAGAUCAGUAAGGCUUCAGCUACUGAUACAUCUUCAAAAUAGUGCGCAGCCUCGAGGCACAGCUCUUGAAAUCUGCACUGGGCAGAAAACUCUGGGAACUCACCAGGGGAAUCACUUCUCUUCAGCCUGAAAGAGACACUGGGUUUGCUUCAGCACUCAGGAAAUCUCUGAGCCUGUAGCAAGGAAAGACCACGGAGGGGUUCCCACCAAUUGAGCAGGAGCUGGAGCAAACCCAGUACCUGAAAGGAUUCCCAGACAAAUCCAAAUGCUGCAGCAGAUGUAAAUGAWAAGUGAAAAACAGAUAUCAGAACUGAGAUGGAAAGAAAAUGUUAAGUAUUAUCGGGGAUUACCUUAAUAAUGAGAACCUUCCAAGUGUUUUGACCUCCCCUCCUACCUUGGAUUCAAAUAAAUUCUGUAACAUAUGAGGUUUUUUAAGUGCUAAGAAUUAACAUGAAAAGAAUAAAACCUCCAACUGCUGCUGCCUUGCAAACUGGAUUGUAUAAUUUCAUAGGUCUAAUUAUGCAUUUGUACUUGUCACUGUGUGGUUGAAUACCAAAUAAAUGGCUCUAGAUCUAUGUAAGCAAGGCUGGAGGAUUUCAUAGAAUCACCAGCAUUUAGUUGUUGAGCGCAUUUUUUGAGUGGACUCGCAAGGAAUCAAGGCUAAAGUUCUCUGCUUUUACAGAACCUGUGGCUACAAUGCUUUUCUGUAAUUUGUGAURAUCACAUGUACCUGAUUUCAGGGAUUAAAAAUAAACACAUAAACCUAUCUCAGCUUUAGAAUAACAUCUCUCUUCCUGCUUUAAAUGGACUCUCCAAGCUGUGCUGUGUGCUCAGCCCUGGCUCUGCUGCACCCAUCAAUUGUCAGCAUAACAGAAAGUGUGUAGCCAAAUUUUGGGAGCUCAGCACUUGCUCAAGGUGACUUUGCUAAUAUUCCUUCCUGCUCGAAGCCAGCGAGGCACGGAGGGCAGCUGCUCUCAGCCACUCAGAUGAGGCAAAGGAAAUGAGCCUGUCCUGCAGCACUUUGCUUACCUGGGCUUCUCUGUGUCUGCCAGCUGAAGGAGCUGUGAGCAGCCAGUGCAGGUCAGURCUGCUGCUGCAGACAGUUCCUCCAGUGCUGCAAAUCCCUGCAGACAGCAACCCUCACUCAAACGUGGGAUUUGUAAUCCUUCUGCCAGGCUCACCAAGUUUUUGGAUAAAAAUGAGUAUCUAGGAAGGUGGGAUUUCUGAGUUAGAUACUAAGUUGAUGGUGCCGUUUGAUUCCCCCAUAUAUUUGCUUGUUCGCAGAGACUCCUUGGAAUUUGAGCCGUGUUUUAAUAUUCCAUGUCUUAGCCUUGUGGGAGCAAAGACCUGAAAGCCUGGGUGAAAGCRGAGUAACACACUUGAGUACAGCAAUUAUUUAGCUAAGCCUUCUAACACACAUCAACACUGAAAAUGUGAUCACCCAAUUUGUUUUUGACUCUAGGUGCCAAUACUGGACCAUGCCACGCACCGAGAGUGUAGCAGUUCUACACAGAUGUUUGUGCAGAGCUCUUUCUUGAUAGCCAUAUGAUUSUGACAUGCAUAGUCCUGAAUAUGGRCAGAGCUUCAUAGUCUUGAAUAUGGACAGAGCUUAUUUCUUUUAUGGCUUAAGUCUUUUGAUUACCUAAGAUCUCUGAUAAAUUGCAUUUUUCCUUUUUCAUUACACCCUCUCCCCUCCAACCACUCAAUUUGCACUUGGCAUUUGUCUCAUCCUUGAUGGAAGCCUUUAAAGUAGCUCAUUUUAGCUCUUGUUUGGUUUUGCCAAGCACUGAAUGAUGUGACUGCAUUAAAUUAAAUGCAUUUCAAGCAUUA